Stereum hirsutum FP-91666 SS1 is the source of this 7244-nucleotide messenger RNA. RefSeq names its product P-loop containing nucleoside triphosphate hydrolase protein. The transcript is spliced from 17 exons. Gene Ontology annotation, molecular function: ATP hydrolysis activity; ATP binding; helicase activity. NCBI's taxonomy places the organism in Eukaryota, Fungi, Basidiomycota, Agaricomycetes, Russulales, Stereaceae. The record is from RefSeq and is a predicted model, not a curated record. Bases 219 to 7244 code for a protein of 2341 amino acids.
GGUAUAUGGCCGAGCGCAUUUUCGAAUCUAAUUCGAGUAACCCUAGGGCCAGAACUUAUGGAUGUAUGUGGAUCGGCGAGGGACUGGAGAGCUAUCUUUGGAGUUUAUGUGGCGGCAGAUGUCCUACCGCUCCUUUUCGACGGCUCUGAGGCUCGUCCGUCUCCUUAGAGCUACCUCUACGACCGACGCACUCUACUCGCUAAACUCGUACACAGGCUAUGAGUACCAAUAACCCACGAGCUCUCAAGCUCAAGAAGCAGUUUGACCUGCUUAUAAAUGGGAAGCAGCCUCUAACGAGGCAGAACUAUUUGCUCUUCGUCGAGGCUUUAUGUCUAGAGCCGAAUGUCGCUGCAUGCAUCAGCAAAGUCGCUGGGAGUCCCAAGGGUCUUGACUGUGUACAGUCAUCCAUGCGCAUCGAUCUAUCGCCAGCCUUCCUGAAUGGAGUCGCCACUGAUGUGCUCAAGUACCUCUCCGCCCCUGAGCUCGCAGAUAUUGGAGGCGGCGUGUACCUCCAACGCGUCGUAACAUCCAUCGUCGAUCCUCCCAUCUUUUGGGAUGUCUUUCGCAUGGCGUUUCAGGCGGGGCAGCUCCAGCAUCAAGCCGAGUGUUGUUUCGCCUGGCUCUUGCUUCAACUCGUCUCACUUCCAGGAGACCAAUCUACUCCAUAUCUCGAGCUCGCGGAGGAUCCCAGUAUCACGGAUGCGCUCAUCUCCUCAUCUUCGGACGAUGCACGGUCGUUCGCCCACAAGAUCAAACAUAUUCUCACUACUCGCGGCACAGGCGCGGUCGUCGACCUUGAAUACGGCCCCGGUGGCCGUCACGACAACGACUUCACCGACUUCAGGCAGAUCGCCAUCCUUCCUACUGCCGACGAACUGAUGUCCAAGGAGCCCGCCUUUCUCCGUCCAAGCGAUGCGCUGGACGUCGUCGAGACCGAAGCCGAGCGUGUGGUCACGCACCUCGACAACCAGUUCCGUUUGAUGCGUGAGGAUAUGUUGUACGAGAUGAGGGAAGAGUUGCAGAUGAGCGAGGGAAAGAUCGCGAUAAAGAAGGCGAAGAGGAGGGGGUUUAUCAUGGAUGGACUUCGACUUUUGGAUGUCCACUACGAGGAUGGGAAGAAGUGCAAGUGGGGUCUCACUUUCCAGUGCCCGGUAGAUUUCUGGCAGUUCAAGGGCGUAAAGCCUAAGGACCGCAAGGACUAUGCACUGAAGAAUCCCAAGAUUUUCAGACAUCAGUCAAUGACGUGUCUCCUUGCAGACGAUGGUGUUGUUGCCUUUCCUUCAGUCAACCGCGACCUCGAUCUCCUCGCAAAGAAUCCCCCAGUCAUCGUCUUGCAGGUCGAGGGCCAAAAGACAGCAGCGUACACACUCCUGAAGUUACGCAUGGCGAAUCGCAUCAAGCUCAUUCAGAUCGACACUGCCGUUUUCUCCUACGAACCCAUUCUCACGGCACUCCAGGAGAAACAGGACCUUUCCCUCUCACCAGAGUUGUUGUCGUGGACGACGGAGAGCUCCCUUAGAAGUCCCUUUGACCAGCCUCGAUCGGUCGUAGACGCAAUCAAGGCGAAUCCUGGACAAGACCUUCAACCUCUCCUGAAGUCUAGUCGCUCGAUCAAGCUCGACAAGGCGCAGGCAGACUCUCUGCUCGCAGGCCUGACUCAGAAAGUAUCGUUGAUACAGGGACCGCCUGGCACGGGAAAGUCGUUCAUUGGCGCCUUGUUGGCCAAGGCCAUCCACGACUUCACGUCGCAGACUAUCUUGGUCGUCUGCUAUACGAACCACGCCCUCGAUCAAUUCCUCGAGGACCUUCUGGACACCGGUAUCCCAGAAUCCAGUAUCGUUAGGCUCGGCGGUAAGUCUACCCUGCGCACCGCCAACCUGUCCCUCCGCAACCAGCCAAAGAAUGCCGGACCGAAAUGGGGGAAGGGCGACUGGAGCGAGAUCAACUCCCUUCGAACACAGGCUGACAUCCUCGCCGAUGCUCUCGUCCGCGAUUUCGCUCAAUACAAAGCCGCACACGCUAGUGCCGACCAGAUCAUGAUGCAUCUGGAGUUUGACCACCCCGAGUACUUCGAAGCAUUUCAAGUUCCCACAUCGCAGGAUGGUAUGAGAAGGGUGGGAAAAGGGGGGAAAGAUGUUGGCGAGGACUAUCUUCUCAACCAAUGGCUGAACAACAAGGACGGCGGUAUGUUCAAGAAUUCUCCAAAUAUAAAGGAUGCUCGGGAGAUCUGGAAUAAGCCGUCGGAUCAGCGACGCGCUGAGGUUCAGCGUUGGCAGGAAGAGAUUCUCAAGGAUGUUGUCGACCAGUUUGUUGACACCGCGGUUCGGUACAACAAGACCCAGACCGAGAUCGACCGAAAGUAUGGGGAGAAUAAUGCAGCGAUCUUGUGCAGCAAGCGUAUUAUUGGGUGUACGACGACUGGAGCGGCGAUGCACAGAGAGAUAAUCGAGGCGUGUAAACCGGACGUCCUUCUGGUCGAGGAGGCCGGUGAGAUCCACGAGAGUCACGUUUUGACGGCCCUCUCCUCUCACACCGAUCAGCUCAUUCUGAUUGGUGACCACAAGCAACUGCGACCCAAGGUCAACAACUAUCUGCUUUCGGUCGAGAAAGGCGAGGGCUAUGACCUCAACCGAAGUCUCUUCGAACGUUUGGUGCUUAGAGACUACCCCCACACGACUCUUCGCGAGCAACACCGCAUGCGACCAGAGAUAUCAGAGCUUGUUCGUCACCUCACAUAUCCGGAUCUCCUUGAUGCUCCCAGGACCAAGGGCCGAGCCGACCUCAUGGGCAUCCGUGACAAUGUCGUCUUCAUCAACCACGAUCAUCCGGAAGACGAAGACUCUCAGCUAGAAGAGCGUAGGGACAUGAACGCCAAGUCCUCGAAACAGAACAAAUUCGAAGUCGAUUUGGUUUUGAUGAUUGUCCGCUACCUUGGUCAACAGGGCUACCGUUCAGACCAGAUCGUCAUUCUCACCCCUUACCUGGGUCAGCUUCGGCAACUUAAAGACGCCCUCUCGAAAACCAACGAUCCAGUCCUCAACGAUCUCGAUACGCACGACCUCGUCAAAGCCGGUCUUAUGUCACCUUCAGCAGCAAAGGUUACGAAGACGCCUAUACGUCUUGCUACCAUAGACAACUAUCAAGGCGAGGAGAGCGACAUUGUCGUUUGCUCCCUCACCCGAAGCAAUCCGUCAAAUGACAUCGGCUUCAUGGUCUCUUCAGAACGAGUCAACGUCCUUCUUUCCCGAGCUCGCAUCGGACUCAUCCUCAUCGGCAACAUGCAUACAUUUAUGCACUCUCGAAAGGGCGGCGAGGUUUGGAAGAAAUUGUUGGAGUUCCUGAAAGAGAAGGGCCAUAUCUACGACGGACUGCCUACGCGAUGUGAGCGCCACCCGGAUCGACUGGCGCUUCUGAAGUGUGCAGACGAUUUUGACAAGGAGUGUCCGGAUGGCGGUUGUACUCAACCUUGUGGAACCAUGUUGAGCUGCGGUCUCCACGCUUGCCCAUCGAAAUGUCACCAACUCUCCGACCACUCAAAAAUGGCAUGCGAAUACAUCAUCUAUUCGACUUGUUCGAAAGGUCAUCGUCAGCAAUACAAGUGCCACAAGGGACCUCCUGCGUCAUGUACGAGGUGCGACGCGGACCAGAAGGCGGCGGAGAAUCGAAAGCAGGAGGAAUUCGCGCGGCAGGAGAGACGUGACGCCGAUCAGCGCAAACACGAUCAGAAAAUGGCUGCAUUGAACGAUGAGAUGGCUCGUAAACAGGCUGCACUCCGCGAUGCCCAGCUCGAGCAAGAGAGGAUGGACGCAAUCCUUCAGAAGGAGAAGGAUUUGCAGAACAUGGCCAACUUCACAGCACAGGCGAUACAUAACAUAUCUGCUGCGCCACCUCCCGCGCCCUCUCCGCCCCCCGUACAAUCUGCUAGUACUAGUGCCGAGCCUUCGUCCUCUUGUCCCCAGGGGCAGCGCAGCCACCCGCCUCCCCAAGCUCCAACGAAGGACAGGGCCAAUUCUCCUCAACCCGCUCUUCGUGUGGCCGAGUCCGAAGCGAGGAAGCAGUGGCAGCAUCAGAAAGACAUGGAAGGAGCUUCAAACGACGCGAUAGACUCUAUCAUGGAGAUGACGGGCCUAGAAGAUGUCAAGAUGCAAGUCCUCAGGAUCAAAGACAAAGUUGAUACGACCAAGAGACAGGGCACGUCCCUAGCUGGGGAGCGUUUCAACGUCUCUAUGCUUGGUAAUCCUGGAACCGGCAAAACCACAGUGGCCCGACAUUAUGGAGCCUUCCUUGCGAGCGUUCAGGUCAUUCCCGGAAAUAUGUUCAUCGAAACGACGGGCUCUCGUCUUGCUAACGAUGGAGUUCCCGGUGCAAAGAAAACCAUCGAGACCUUGAUAAACGCUGGAGGUGGAACCAUCUUCGUCGACGAGGCCUAUCAACUCACCAGCGGUCAGAAUCAUGGAGGUGGCCAGGUUCUCGACUUUUUGCUAGCAGAGAUGGAGAACAACGUUGGUAAGAUCGUCUUCAUCUUUGCGGGUUACAACAAGGAGAUGGAGAAGUUCUUUGAACACAACACUGGUCUUAUGAGUCGCGUUCCUUACACUCUACAAUUUAAGGAUUACGAGGACCCGGAGCUCUUGAGUAUGCUCGAAGCCAUGGUAGAGAAGAAGUGGAGGGGGAAAAUGUGUAUCGAAGAGGGUGUAGAGGGUCUCUAUGGACGUAUUGUUGUGAGGCGCUUGGGGCGCGGACGCGGGCGGCCUGGUUUCGGUAACGCAAGGUCGCUACAGAUCAUGUUCAGCAAUAUCUGUGAGCGACAGGCCACUCGGCUAAGCGAGGAACGUAGGAAGGGGAUGCGGCCUGACGACUUUCUCAUCACGAAGGAGGACCUGAUAGGACCAGAUCCAUCGAAGGUUAUGGCGGAGAGUAAGGCUUGGAAGAAGAUGCAGACGAUGAUUGGUCUGACCGCGGUGAAGAAAACGAUCGCCAAUUUCUUCUUUUCUGUCGAUACAAACUACCACCGAGAGUUGCAGGAGAAAGCUCCCAUGCAGGUGUCACUCAACCGCGUGUUCCUUGGAUCUCCAGGUACGGGGAAGACUACAGUCGCAAAGCUUUACGGUCAGAUCUUGGCAGACCUUGGGCUGAUUAGCAACGGUGAAGUUGUCGUCAAAAACCCAGCGGACUUCAUUGGAAGCGCUCUGGGUCAGUCCGAGAGUCAGACCAAGGCUAUCCUUGCCACUACGGUUGGGAAAGUCUUGAUCAUCGAUGAAGCGUACAUGUUAUAUGGCGGCUCAGGAAAUGCUGGCGGGGUUUCAGAUCCGUACAAAACGGCUGUCAUCGACACCAUCGUCGCCGAGGUGCAGAGCGUUCCAGGAGAGGAUCGUUGCGUUCUCCUAUUGGGAUACAAGUCCCAGAUCGAGGAUAUGUUUCAGAACGUGAAUCCGGGCUUAGCACGACGCUUCGCUAUCGAGAACGCAUUCCACUUCCAUGAUUACUCAGAUUCCGAGCUCAUGCAGGCUUUGGAGUGGAAGUUGAAGGACCAGGAGCUGCGUGCUACGGAUGCAGGCAAGAACGUCGCCCUAGAAGUUCUCAGUCGUCUACGAAACAGACCCAAUUUCGGGAACAUAGGCGAGGUCGAGAAUCUUCUGUCCCAAGCCAAGAAUCGGUGGCAACAACGUCAAUCUGAUUUGCCUAUGGAUCUGCGCUCCGCAGACGCGCCAUUCGAGCCUCAAGAUUUCGACCCCGACUUCGAGCGUGGCAAGACCGCUGCCACAAACUUAUCGAAACUCUUUGAGGAUGUUAUCGGCUGUGAUGAUAUCGUUGCAAAGCUGGCUGGCUGGCAGCGUAUGACGCAAAACCUCAAGAACAAAGGGAAGGAUCCACGCCAAACCGUUCCAACGACAUUCAUCUUCAAGGGCCCACCGGGGACAGGCGAGUUGAUCAUCUUCCCAAAAUCAAAUACAGGCAAGACUACGACCGCCAGAAAGAUCGGCUCGGUAUUCUAUGAUAUGGGGUUCCUCUCUUCUACGGAGGUCAUCGAGUGCUCUGCCAGUGAUCUUGUAGGCAGUUACGUCGGUCACACUGGCCCGAAAACGAAGAAGAUGUUCGAGAAGGCUCUAGGACGCGUUCUGUUCGUAGAUGAGGCAUACAGGCUUAGCGAAGGGCAUUUCUCCAAAGAGGCCAUGGACGAGAUCGUUGGCAUGCUGACUCAAGAGGCUUUCAAGGGAAAGCUCAUCGUAGUCCUGGCGGGCUACGAUCGCGAGAUGGACGACCUGAUGCGGGUGAACCCAGGACUCUCCAGCCGUUUCCCCACAGAGAUCAUCUUCCGAAACAUGCCUCCUGAAUAUUGCCUGGAGGUCCUCAGACGGAAGCUGCUGAAGGAUAACGUUCGCGUCGAUGGGCUAGAUGAUCAGUCUUCCACAGAUUACCUUCACAUGAAAGAUCUGCUUCACGAGCUUUCUUCAUUUCCAUCGUUUGGCAAUGCGAGGGACAUGGAGACGCUCUCAAAUCAGAUGAUGGAGGUCGUAUUCUCUGCUCCAAGCUCAGAAGAUUUCGCCGAGGAUAGCUCUAGCGAGUUCCGUCUUACUGCAGACCGAGCCAUAGCCUGCAUCGAAACCAUGUUGUCUGGAAGACGGUCGCGCACAGCUCUCCCAAGCAGCCCUGCUCUGUCACAUCAUCUACCACAGCUAUUUCCUGGUCUACAAGACCCUCCUACCCCUCCGACUAUCCGCACAGCGCAGAACAUCAAACAAGAAACUGCACCUCCACCGCCCCGUGUUGACGAGCAGUCGACUGCACCUGAUGGCCGAGACCCUGGUGUCUCAGACGAGGAGUGGCGCCAACUCCAGGAAGCCAAACGUGCGGCAGAAGAGGAAGAGAAGCGUACUAUCCAGCGGAUGAGGUUGCUUGAGAAGGAGCGACAAGAGGCUGAGGAGCGCGAGGAGAGAGCGAAGGCUGAAGCCGAGAGGCUGAAACUUGCAGCUGCGAAAGCGAAGGAUGAUGCCGAACGUGCAGAGUUGAUGCGGAAGAGAGAGCAGGAGAGGAUCAAGGCGGCGAAGGCGAGAGAAGAACAAGAGAAGCGACGUGCUGCUUUGGAAGAGGAGAAUCGCAAGCGGAAAGAAGAGGCCCAAGUCCAGACGAAGCUACGCAGCAUGGGCGUUUGUCCAAUGGGUUAUCGGUGGAUUAAACAGCCACAUGGUUAUCGUUGCGGUGGCGGCAGUCAUUUCGUAGACAAUGCAUCCCUGGGGCUCUGA